AUGGCGACUCGUUUCUCCAGUCGUUUUCUACCCACCUCCGCCAAACAAACCAUUUCUUCAGCCUUUUCUCGCCACCACUCUUCUCAUCUUCUCACCACACCUACUUCCCGUACUUCCUCUCUCGUUUGGCUUCGGCCACUUAUUGCAGUAGCCGCCGAUCUCCGCCAUUUCUCUCCGACGGCGAGUACUGUUGAGGGCUUCGUGACUCGCCAGAUGUCUGAGGGUGAGCCUACCAGAGAUGAAAUCAUUGAUAGCUUCAUCAAAACCCUAGCUAUGGAGUUUGAAGAUGCUAGGGCUGAUCAGUUUAAUGCAGCUAUUGGUGACUGUAAGAAUCCUAGGCCAUCUGAUGGUGGGCUGUUAAUGAUGCUGGCGCGGGAGGAAUUUAUGAUAAGGCAUGCAUUAAUGACGGUGAUAAGGGUAUUUCUAAUUUUGAAAGACACUUUCAAUGAGACAAUCAAGCAUUAA
Messenger RNA from Ilex paraguariensis (yerba mate), 465 nucleotides. The record is from the annotation of a GenBank genome assembly. NCBI's taxonomy places the organism in Eukaryota, Viridiplantae, Streptophyta, Magnoliopsida, Aquifoliales, Aquifoliaceae.